CGGGUGUUCGGCUCCCUUUCCUCAGCCGCCGCCAAGGUGCUCGGUUCUUCCGAGGAAGCUAAGGCCGCGUUGGGGUGAGGCCCUCACUUCUUCCGGCGACUAGCACCGCGCCCGGCAGCCCGCAUCAUGGCCUCCGUGUCCGAGCUCGCCUGCAUCUACUCCGCGCUUAUCCUGCACGACGACGAGGUGACCGUGACGGAGGAUAAGAUCAAUGCCCUCAUUAAAGCGGCUGGUGUCAAUGUCGAACCUUUUUGGCCUGGCUUGUUUGCAAAGGCCCUGGCCAAUGUCAACAUCGGGAGCCUCAUCUGCAAUGUAGGGGCUGGAGGUCCUCCCCCUGCUGCGGGCGCUGCGCCUGCAGGUGGUCCUGCGCCCUCCACCGCCGCUGCGCCAGCUGAGGAGAAGAAGGUGGAAGCAAAGAAAGAAGAAUCGGAGGAAUCUGAGGACGACAUGGGCUUUGGGCUUUUCGACUAAGCCUCAUUUUGUAACACGUUCAAUAAAAACGGAAC
This is a messenger RNA of Octodon degus (degu), 506 nucleotides long. RefSeq names its product ribosomal protein lateral stalk subunit P1 (gene Rplp1). Gene Ontology annotation, cellular component: ribosome; cytosolic large ribosomal subunit. Gene Ontology annotation, biological process: translational elongation; cytoplasmic translation. The coding region runs from base 127 to 471 and encodes 114 amino acids. Gene Ontology annotation, molecular function: structural constituent of ribosome; ribonucleoprotein complex binding; protein kinase activator activity. The transcript is spliced from 3 exons. The record is from RefSeq and is a predicted model, not a curated record. NCBI's taxonomy places the organism in Eukaryota, Metazoa, Chordata, Mammalia, Rodentia, Octodontidae.